AUGUCUGCUCAAAAAUGUCCACCACUUAACGUUCUCGUAAACAUUGCCCAUGCACCUCAUUGUUUUUGAUGUAAUACACUUAAAUUAACUGACUUAUCUGUGGCUGAUAUUCAACUUUCACUUAAACCUCGCAAACCAGCAAAGUUUACACAAAAAUCAGUGUUAAAAUCAUCUUCAAUUUUAUCUUCCUUCGUAAAAAAAGAAUUAUCUUCAUUUUCUCCAAAUAAUUCACAUAAAGUUUCACAAUCUAUUCCAAUUAUGUCUGAAACUGAUGAUAUUUUAGAACCAGAAGAAAUUCAACGUUAA
Molecule: messenger RNA, 306 nt
Organism: Rotaria sp. Silwood1
Lineage: Eukaryota; Metazoa; Rotifera; Eurotatoria; Philodinida; Philodinidae
Source: the annotation of a GenBank genome assembly